Molecule: messenger RNA, 796 nt
Organism: Spodoptera littoralis (African cotton leafworm)
Lineage: Eukaryota; Metazoa; Arthropoda; Insecta; Lepidoptera; Noctuidae
Source: the annotation of a GenBank genome assembly
AAACGAGCAGACGGAUCACCUGAUGUUGCCGAUACUCAACAAUAUGGUAGCAGUCAAUUUGUUAAGGUAUUAGACCAAUUGAAUAAGCGGUGCACAUUCAUAGUAGAUAUAGCAUCUAGCGUAGUGUGGAUAUUCAGUGGGCCGCCGGUCGCAAACGUGUGCGGUACGCAGUGACCCGAACCGGCGAACACCUGUUCCAACUUAACAAAAUGGCGUUGUAUCUAAUUUGCUUUUUGGCGGUAAUAUGCAGUUUGCUACAACAAGGGUUAGCAAUCACCUGCUACCAGUGCAACAGUCAUAAUGACUCGCGAUGUCUGAUGACUAAGCUGCCAGACUCCCUGCGACUGCCAUGCGGGCCCAAGGACACGAUGUGCAGGAAAAUCUCGCAGGUCGUGGAGUUUGAGAUGAACGGCAUGCCACCAGACAGCCGCGUCAUUCGAGGAUGUGGGUGGGAUGAGAGCAGUUAUAAGGGCCGUUGCUACCAGCGCUCAGGUUUCGGAGGCCGGCAAGAAGUCUGCUCGUGUCUGGAGGACGGCUGCAACUCCGCCUCCAUCCCCGUCGGCGCCACCGCCCUCAUGCUCAUCACCUUCGCAAUCCUCAGGUUCUAGUUGGAACACAUUCGCCAACUGCUCAUUAGCAUCAGUUUCACAAUGUAGAAAUUCCCGUAGGAGAUAUCAUGAAGUAUGGAAGAUCGCAGAACAUAGCAAUUAAAAAGCUUGUCUUAAACACCCACUGCCAGUACAUGAAUUUUUGAGACCAAAGAUCCAACAAAAUCUAACAACCUUUGUAGCAAAUA